This is a messenger RNA of Cucurbitaria berberidis CBS 394.84, 1470 nucleotides long. Its product is annotated as MFS general substrate transporter. The record is from RefSeq and is a predicted model, not a curated record. Bases 1 to 1470 code for a protein of 489 amino acids. NCBI's taxonomy places the organism in Eukaryota, Fungi, Ascomycota, Dothideomycetes, Pleosporales, Cucurbitariaceae. The transcript has 2 exons. Gene Ontology annotation, biological process: transmembrane transport. Gene Ontology annotation, molecular function: transmembrane transporter activity.
AUGGCAGUCACGGGUGACAAGCAAGAACCUCCACCUGUAGACGAGGGUGUCUUGCGUCCGCAGCCAACGUCUGAAGGCGAAGUCGAAGUGCCAUAUAGCAUUUACACAAGCAAGGAGAAAUGGCUGAUUGUUGCCAUGGUCGCUUUGGCGGGAUUCUACAGCCCUCUACCAGCGAAUAUCUACUUCCCAGCCAUACCGACCAUUGCCCGCGCUUUUCACAAAUCAAACGAUGCUAUCAACCAGACUGUCACUAUUUACUUGGUCUUCCAAGGCAUCUCACCGAUGCUUUGGGGUCCCAUCAGCGAUCGCUACGGGCGCCGACUGGUCUAUCUUGUUUGCCUUAGCAUCCUAGUCGCCUCCAGUAUCGGCAUGGCGCUUUGUCCGACUGAUCGCUUUUGGCUGUUGCUGUUCUUGAGAUGUUUCCAAUCUGGAGGUAGCGCGAGCACCAUUGCCCUGGGUGCAGGCGUGAUAGGCGACAUCUCCACGAGCAGAGAAAGAGGAGGCUACUUUGGCAUGUUCAAUCUCGGACCCAUGUUGGCACCCUGCAUUGCUCCAGCUAUGGGCGGAGCAUUGUCGCAGGGACUUGGAUGGCGCUCCAUCUUCUGGUGUAUCGUCAUCAUGGUCGCUGCCUGUCUGCUUUGUAUCGCACUGUUUCUCCCAGAAACUCUCCGGUCGAUUGCGGGCAAUGGCAGUAUCCCCGUACCUCGCCGCCUUCGUGCCAUUGUCCCACUCGUUGGAUGUAAAGCUACCCAGGAGGCCUUUGAUCCCGAAUCGCGUACAAAACCCAAGCACUCAGUCAACCCAUUCGUCCUGUUCACGUAUCCGGAUGUCAUCGUCCUCUUAUCCUUCACUGGCAUCGUAUAUGCCGUAAAUUACACCAUCACAGCUACCAUCUCGUCCGCCUUCGCGAAAAACUACCCACACCUCUCGGAGACCGUGUUGGGCCUUUGCUAUCUGCCUGUUGGUGCUGGCAUGAUUAUAGGAAGCACGAUGACGGGCAAGAUGCUGGACUGGGAGUACGCACGCAUCAAGGCCAACGCAGACGACAAAUUCACCAUUGAGUACGCACGGCUGCGCAUCAUGCCUUUCUAUCUAAUCCUUUUCGUCAUCUGCGUCGUCGCAUGGGGGUGGACCAUACAAGCAAAGGCGCACAUGGCCGUGCCCCUGAUCCUCGGCGUCUUUUUGGGUUGGACCUCGAUGGGCAUUCUCAACUCGACAAUGACGCUCAACAUCGACAUUCUACAAUCACGUAGUUCCGGAGCGACGGCAUGUACAAACCUGGUCCGCUGUUCGCUCGGUGCCAUAUUGAUCUCUGUCAUCGAUCGCAUGGUCAAUGCGUGGGGUGAUGGCUGGACAUAUACCUUCUGGGGUGGUAUAUGCGCUUUAUUGCUUCCACUGAUGUUUUUAGAGAUCAAGAUGGGACCAAAGUGGCGGAUGAAGCGAGAGGCAGCAGAGAAAGAGCAGACGUGA